Messenger RNA from Cercospora beticola, 1091 nucleotides. RefSeq names its product peptide alpha-N-acetyltransferase complex A subunit ARD1 (gene ARD1). Gene Ontology annotation, biological process: N-terminal protein amino acid acetylation. Gene Ontology annotation, cellular component: NatA complex. Lineage: Eukaryota; Fungi; Ascomycota; Dothideomycetes; Mycosphaerellales; Mycosphaerellaceae. The record is from RefSeq and is a predicted model, not a curated record. Gene Ontology annotation, molecular function: protein N-terminal-serine acetyltransferase activity; protein-N-terminal-glutamate acetyltransferase activity.
GUCAUCCAAUCGUCCACGCCCAGGACCACCACCGCCGCCAUGGAUAUCCGCGUUCUGCAGCUCUCCGACAUCCCCCAUGUCCAACAAACGAACAUCACGAACCUUCCCGAGAACUACUUUUGCAAAUAUUACAUGUACCAUGCUCUGAGCUGGCCGCAAUUGAGCUAUGUAGCAGUCGAUGUUUCGCGACCUCAGAAGACACCCUACGAUGCGCCCAAAAUUGUCGGCUACGUCCUUGCGAAAAUGGAGGAAGACCCGUCAGAUGGGAUACAGCAUGGACACAUCACUUCCUUGAGUGUGAUGAGGACACAUAGGCGACUAGGAUUGGCAGAGAAGCUUAUGCGACAAAGUCAACGGGCCAUGUUCGAGACAUUCGGCGCAAAAUACGUAUCGCUACACGUACGUGAAUCAAACAUUGCAGCACUUUCGCUAUAUCGGGACACACUGGGUUUCAAAGUUGUCGCAACGGAGGCCAAGUACUACGCCGAUGGAGAAGAUGCGUAUAGCAUGCGUAUGGAUCUGGACUUCCUGCGAGAAGAGGCGCUGGACGAUGAGUCAGAUGACGAGAUCGCGAAGGAUGAAGGAGAUGAGGUCGGGAGUGCAGGCAAGGCCGGAGAUGCUGGGCUGAAAGAGAAGAAGAGAAAGGUGAAAGUGGGGAGACAAUUAGGCGUUGGAGAGCUGGUGGAGCGGAAUGAGAGCUCGCAACCUGCAUGAGGAGCUGCUCCGCGCGCUUAGAGUGGAGCAAUGUCAUGAACAAAGUCAGUGCCGCUGGCAAAGCCAAACAUCAGCUACGCUGGCCGUUUGGCGAUGGCCACAUCUGCAGUGAAGAAAACCUGUCAUCACGAAGACGAGGCAAGUGGCUCGGAAGCCUAGGCCUAUAGAGCAGUAGCCAUGGCUUUGUCUCCAUCAGACCAGCUUUGCGACUACCUCGUAGAGUAUUAGGUGCUGAUAUCAGUCAACAGGCCCGCGAAAAACUGUGGUAGGACAGCCAAUCGAAUACAUUCGACGAUGGCUUCAUGCCAACUCUCGAUCUCGCUCGCCCAUUCGACGACUUUCAUUGAAUGCUGUGAAUGUGAAUGUUGGAACACCGA